Messenger RNA from Suncus etruscus (white-toothed pygmy shrew), 1266 nucleotides. RefSeq names its product arylacetamide deacetylase-like. Gene Ontology annotation, cellular component: membrane. Lineage: Eukaryota; Metazoa; Chordata; Mammalia; Eulipotyphla; Soricidae. Bases 27 to 1223 code for a protein of 398 amino acids. The transcript is spliced from 5 exons. The record is from RefSeq and is a predicted model, not a curated record. Gene Ontology annotation, molecular function: carboxylic ester hydrolase activity.
UGUCUCUAAGGAAGACAGGAAUUAUCAUGGGCAGAAAAGUGCUUUUGUUCCUAUUUGUGGGGGUCCUAGGUGCAUGGUACCUGUACACACCUCUACCAGUGAACAACGAACAGCCUUGGGAAUUAAUGUGCAUGGAUGUAGGUCUUAAGACUGUAUCAAAUUUGAUGCUAUUGGUUGAGCUAUUGGGAAUCAGCCACUUCAUGACCAGUAGCUUAUUCCUUAUGAGAUUUCUGGAGACCCCACCCACUUCUGAUGAAAAUGUUACUGUGGUGGACACCACUUUCCACAACAUCUCUGUGCGUGUCUAUGUGCCAAAGAGGAAGACCAAGACACUAAGAAGAGGCAUAUUUUAUAUUCAUGGUGGUGGUUUUUGUUUGGGAAGUGCUGCAUUGUAUGGGUAUGACCGUCUAUCAAGAUUGACAGCAAACAGACUGGAUGCUGUGGUCAUUUCCACCAACUACCGACUAGCUCCAAAACAUCACUUUCCAGCUCAUGUUGACGAUGUUUAUAACACACUAAGGUGGUUCUUGCGUCAAGCUGUUCUUCAGGAAUAUGGUGUGGACCCUAAAAGAAUUGGGGUAUCUGGAGACAGUUCCGGAGGGACCUUAGCGGCUGCAGUGGUUCAGCAGCUCACACAAGAUCAAGAUGUCAAAGUCAAAGUCAAGGUUCAGGCUUUGAUCUAUCCUGCUCUUCAGGGUCUGGAUUUCGAUUUACCAUCCUACCGUGAAAAAGCAAACUGUCCAAUUCUGAGCCGGUGGCUCACGCUCAGGUUCUGUAGUGAGUAUAUUACUACAGACAGAUCUCUGGAGAAAGCCAUGUCUACCAACCAGCACAUACCUGUGCAUGCAGCUCAUCUUUUCCAGUUUGUUAAUUGGAGCUCCCUGCUGCCUGAGCGCUUUCGGAAAGGACACAUUUAUAAGAAGCCGACUUUUGGCAGUUCUGCACUGGCAAACAAGUACCCAGGGCUCCUGGAUGUGCGGGCAUCCCCGCUGUUGGCCAACGAUACACAACUACGUGGCUUACCCAAGACCUAUGUGCUCACCUGUGAACAUGAUGUUCUAAGAGAUGAUGGUCUCAUGUACAUCACCCGUCUUCGGAAUGUUGGCAUUCUGGUGACUCAUGAUCACAUUGAAGAUGGAUUUCAUGGAUUGGUUUCUUUUGGACUAAAGUUUGGAGCUAGAGCAGAAAAUCAGUAUAUCAAGUGGCUAAGUGAAAAUCUCUAGUAAGAAUCUAAGAAGUGGUUGUGAUAAAUUGAAAUUGAUGUUU